UCUCCCCACAUACUUUUGAAAGUUCUCUUUGCUUGCUUUGCUUUGCUUUUGGUGAGGCGAAACCCGAGUAAAACGAGACCGACCACCUGACUCGAUCCAAUUUUCCCUCCGAGUCUCAUUCUAUUGAAUUCAAUCAAAUCAAAUCUCAUCCAUACAUUGAUUUUAUCUGUCAAUCUUAAUUACUUUAUUAUUCAUAUUGUCGGUCAGCCCGCGCGCACCUGACAUCAUCUCAUUUUAUUAUCCCAUCUUACCUUUUUACUUUAUUGUCUCUUCCUUCCCACCCCCCAGACAUCCUCAGUUCCAAUCUGAUCUAUCCUCCUCAUCUUCAAACAAUCAACCAAUAUGCGCCCUAACCAACCCACCCCCCUCCACCUCCACACUUCUUUCCCUUCAUCAUCAUCAUCACCAUCCGACCGCAACACCAAAAUGUCCACCUCUACCACCACCACAACAACAACAUCAACCAUAAUCCCACCCCAUCCACAUCCUCCAUCCUCAAAUACUAUUAAUCCCGGCGGCGGUCCAUCCUCCCCAUCCCUCUCCGUCACUCUCUCCAUUCCAUCCACCACCCCAACUCCACUCAGCUCCACAACCGCCAGUCCCACUUCCUCGCCCACCUCGUCGCCCGUCCCCCGCCGUCGCUUCAACAACCACCACGCUAUCGGCAGCCUCAACAGCACCUCUCUCUCCGACUAUGGCCAACAAGACUACUACUGCCGAAGUCGCAGCCGCAGCCAAAGUCCCUUCCGGUACUACCACCACCAUCAUCGUCCCUCGUCCAUGUCGAUGAUGCUGCUGCGGCGGAGACCCUCCAAGGUCGAUUUGGCCUUGUCCGAGGAGCGAUCCCGUGCCGAUGAGGAUAAGAUUGAGCGUCUGGGAUUGGAUCUGAUGGAGCCGAGGCCCGUGGAUCCGUUGUUGGGGGUCGGGUUUGCGUUGGAUAGUAUGGAUGCGAGUGUUUUUGGUGGGGAUGGGUUGGAUGGCGGGGUGUUGGAGAGGAGUAGUGUCCAGCCGAGGUUUGUGAUGGGGGGGAUUUUUGAGGUUAUGGAAGGGAGAGGGUGAAUCUUUUAUUCGAUUUUAAUUACUUGUCAAUGGGGGUUUGGGAUGGAGUAUUGGGAUUGUUUUCGUCGGGAUUGAGCGAUUUGUGAUUCUGGGAUACCUUGGUGAAUUGUGAUUUAUUUGAUUAUUGGAUGGGAUGGGAUGGGGUGGAGUUUUACUUUGGCAUUUUCAUUGUUUAGAGGGUUCUGUUAUGUGCUUGCUUGAUACUUUGUUUUACUUUCUUAUGGUUUG
Molecule: messenger RNA, 1287 nt
Organism: Aspergillus welwitschiae
Lineage: Eukaryota; Fungi; Ascomycota; Eurotiomycetes; Eurotiales; Aspergillaceae
Exons: 1
Coding region: 343-1059 (238 amino acids)
Source: RefSeq, a predicted model, not a curated record